Molecule: messenger RNA, 591 nt
Organism: Aspergillus terreus NIH2624
Lineage: Eukaryota; Fungi; Ascomycota; Eurotiomycetes; Eurotiales; Aspergillaceae
Exons: 2
Coding region: 1-591 (196 amino acids)
Source: RefSeq, a predicted model, not a curated record
AUGACCCCGUCCCAUCCACAUGCACAACCCCCCGAAAUCCUCGUCCAUAUCGCCGCCCCCAGCUCCCUCCGCGACGAUGUCCGCUAUCGCGCCCAAGUCGACGCCCUUCUCGCCUUCCAGCCGGUAGCAGCCUCCCGCCAACGCAUCCCCAUCGGGCCUUCAGCAGAUUCGGCCAUAUCCGAGCUCGAAGAUGACAGUCCCGUCAGCGUGAUCCCGGAUUCGCAGCCGGACGCUGCGAUCUCUGCGGACACAGAUCUGGACAUUGUCGACAUUCCGCUGUCGAAUCCGUCGACGUCUGCGUCUGCGUCUGUGUCUCGCAUCGACUCUACCAAACAGGACGCAGCAGGAACACAAAACACAGAGAAGAGACCCUCCGUCUCCCUGUCUCAACUCCCCCUCCAAAUCCAGUCUCCCCUGCCCCCCAUCUCAACCGCCGCCUUCACAUCCCACAUCACCCCAACCCUCGCCAUGCUCGCCUCGCGCCUCAGGUCCGCCCGCACCUACACCCCGCUGCACCAGACCCGGCCCCUCGACAAGCUCGAGCGCGGCCACUGGACGGCGUCGCCGCCGACCCGAACACCUGGGAUAUGA